Messenger RNA from Tripterygium wilfordii, 1655 nucleotides. RefSeq names its product protein ROOT INITIATION DEFECTIVE 3. The transcript is spliced from 8 exons. Gene Ontology annotation, biological process: DNA-templated DNA replication; rRNA processing. Gene Ontology annotation, cellular component: nuclear pre-replicative complex. Gene Ontology annotation, molecular function: protein binding. The coding region runs from base 126 to 1454 and encodes 442 amino acids. Lineage: Eukaryota; Viridiplantae; Streptophyta; Magnoliopsida; Celastrales; Celastraceae. The record is from RefSeq and is a predicted model, not a curated record.
ACUAGUUUCGAGUCAAAACUUAAACCUUCUCAAAACCCUACCGCAAUCUCUCCGGCCAAGUUUACGUUUUUGUUUGGCUCCAAAAUCAAACAUCACGACGUCUACAGCACUCGAAAUCCACCUCCAUGGAAUUAGUGAUUGCAUCCUCAUCAGUCGAUGCGGGAAUCGGGUGCUGGGAGCUGCAUACUGGUGCCGAGCGACUCCGUUAUAAGGGUUGCGCCUCCUCGCCCCGCGGCCUCGCUUGUGUCGGCGGCUGCUUCCUUGCGUCGUCUCAGCUUCGGGAACCUUCCGCUUCCUCUGGUUCUAUCCUCUAUUGGUCCUGGUCCAAGCCACAAGUGGAGGUUAAGAGUUUUCCGGAAUGGCCUAUUAAUCCAGUUGCUGCGAAUCAAGAAGGGACGUAUGUAGCCGGUGGAGGUUCGAAGGGGGAUAUAUACUUGUGGGAGGUUGCAACUGGGAGAUUGCUUAAAAAGUGGCGUGCUCAUUACAGGGCUGUUACAUGUUUAGUAUUUUAUGACAAUGCGCUUUUGAUUUCUGGCUCAGAGGACGGAUCAGUUAAAGUUUGGAAUCUAAUCAAGAUAUUUGAUGUGUACCGAGUGGAUCAGGGAAGCCAUCUAUAUGAGCAUAGUUUUUCCGAGCAUACUCUGCGGGUGACUGAUAUUGUGGCUGGUUAUGGAAGUUGCAAUGCGAUUAUAGUCUCUGCUUCUGAGGAUCGAACAUGUAAGGUAUGGAGUUUAUCAAAGGGAGAAUUAUUGAGAAAUAUAGUAUUUCCGUCAAAAAUUGAUGCAAUAGCAUUGGACCCCGGUGAACAUGUCUUCUAUGCUGGCAGCAGAGAUGGCAAGAUAUACAUUGCUGCACUUAGUGCUGAAAGCUCUUCCAGCACGGAACAUGGGAUGCAUAUCGUUGAUUCAAUAUCAAACCACAGCAAGGCUGUUACUUGCCUAGCAUAUGCCAUGGGUCAAAACGUAUUGCUUUCUGGAUCAGAGGAUGGCAUCAUUCGUGUAUGGGAUCCCAAAACCCAUAACAUUAUCCGCGUGUUCAAACAUGCAAAAGGCCCUGUGAACAAUAUUCUUGUGGUCAGACAGCCACUUCACCUAAAUCUUCAGACGAUAUCACAUACGCAAGGUUCUUCCAGAAAGCGUGGAUCAUUGUUACCACCUCCACUGGAGAAAUAUGAAAGUAAAGAUGAAAACACUGACAUCAGGACCAUGGUCUCUCUGCCGGAGACCUGCAAUGAUCCAUUGAAUGCUCCUUCCCUUAGCCUACAAAUGAUUGAUCGCCAAAUCAAAGAAUUUCAGCAACAAGGCUCUGCUACAACUGAGAUGGAGGUAGAAAGACUAAAGCAGGACUGCAAAAGAGCUAUGCAAAUGGUUGAACAAUGGAAGAAAAUGUAUGACAGUUUACAUGGAUUCUGCAUAAAUGAGCUUUUGGAUGAAGACCAAGUAGGAAGCCAUUGAUUACUGGCUCUCUCUACACGGGUAUCUUCUAAAUUUUGUAUGUGUGGUUAAUGAUUAGUCUUAUCAGAGGUUGAGUGUUUAAAUAUGGGGUUCUUCAUAAUUUUCAGUUGUAUUUGUGUCUGAGAAACUGAUUUUUCAUAUAGCAGUCGAGUGAUAAUGGUAUCAUUAUUAUAAUCCUACGGAGAUUGAAUCUUAUAUUAA